Amoebophrya sp. A120 is the source of this 4086-nucleotide messenger RNA. The record is from the annotation of a GenBank genome assembly. Lineage: Eukaryota; Dinophyceae; Syndiniales; Amoebophryaceae.
GUGGAAUUUUGACAUGUUUACACAAAAACUUGAACUUCUUGUACUACUCGUACUCGUACGUCUAAGUCGUUCAUACGAUUUUGAAAGUCAACGACUUUUGCGUCAUCAGAGGACAGUUGUAGCACUAAAAACUAAAUAGAAAUCUUCAAUACAUCAGCAGGGUUGCUAUUGUUGCGUUUUAUCCACGCCUCUAAUUUCACACCGAUACCCAUUUCUACUACUAUACGCAUACAAACACUCUUCUACAUUUUUACCUCGUUUUUAUCGCGCUCAAAGAUUGCAUCCCCCUUGCAGAAGCAAUUUGUACUAGUCCCAGUUAGAAGCAGUUGCUUCGAUCACUCGACGGACAGAAAAUGAGUAGAAGUAGUCUGGCUUCUAACUCUCCUACAAACGCUACUGCCUCGUCGGAGCCCAACAUUUUGAAGAGCAUCAACCUUGCCUCAUCGUCAACCAUCGCCUCCCAAUCGGACCAAAACAUGGCAGACGCCGCGGGUAAGAGCACGCCGCGCUCCACCGUGGCCGCGAGUCUGGAUAGUUUACAGAAACUCGCUGUUCAGCCCCUGACGCCCACGAUUCGCGAUAGCCUCUCUCGACUGAUUCAGACCCUGAAGGGCAUCCAGCAGCAGGUGCGGUCAGAGCAGGUACCGCGGGAGAAGCUUCGGGACCUGUACGACGAGGCGUGUUCGCAGGCGGGCACCUUGCGGUUCGAGAUUGCUUCCUCCUACAAAGACAGCCCGGAACUACGCGAUCUGUUACUGCAGCAGGUGCAGCAGUGCCACGAUUUACUGAAGAGCAUGUACAAGGCCCUGUGUGAUCGACUCUCAAUUCAAGUGGCACUGGAGAGCCUCAGGGAUUUGAAAAGUGCCUGUGUCUCCGUCACCAUCGCGUGCCGAGAUUCCUUGUUGCAGCUUUGCGAACGGGUAAUCGACCUGCUCGGAUGCAUGUUGCGGCAAGUGCCAGGUAAGUCUAGCCUAGAAACAAGGGUUCUUGUAUAGCUUCUAGGCGUGAGCAGGGUGAGCGAGACCGGAGGUUGAUCAUUCAUGUGGAUGAUGUGUGCAUGCGUAGGGUACUACUUACUAGUUUGUCGUCUCCUGUACUGGGUGGUUUUAUCAGUCGAGCAUUUUAGCAUUUCAUGCUGACCAGCCCGAAGCAAGCUGAAAAAAUUGAAAUGAUUUCGUCCGCGAAGGCAAGCUUUACAAUGAACAAUCCUCUUCAUCUCCUUCUCAGGUUACACGGUUUUGAAGCAGCUGUACGACAAUGCGCAAGACGCGCUUUAUUCCCUGAAGAAGCUUCUGCUCGGGGAAACCGGCCUCGCCGAGGGGUUGAAGAAGCGGUUACUUUCCCGAAUCGAGCUGGCUUCCGAAUACCUCAACGCCGUCAAGGACCGACUGAUCAAGUCGCAGUCCCUGUCGCUCGCCCUGGACACCCUGGAAGACAUCGAGAAGAACGUCGAGUCGCUGUUUCUCGUCGGUCGGGAAAGAGUCGAGGUGAUCUACAAGGACUCCACGUCCUCGUUACUCUCCGGGUACAAGCACGGGCACAACCGCGGACAGAGUCUGGUGCAGGAAUCCACGCAGCGGGUGCAGGUGGAGUUCCAGCGGCAGAAGGACCUGUUCGUCCACGAUGCGUUGUCCGCGACGCGCGCACGGAUCAAGGACUUCCAACAGGAGAUGCUGAUCGUGAACGACCUGAACCUGGAGAAACUCCAGGAGAAGUACGAGGACUGCUUUUUUGGCCUCCAGGAGAUGUCACAGGCGGAGUUCCUGGAUUUCCCCGACGCGUUGCUGCCCGAGCAGGUGGCGCUGCUGCGGAAAAAGAUCGCCAUGGUGGGGGAAUAUUUGCAGGAAACGGUUUCCCGGAACCACUUGUCCUCCACGUUUUUUACGACUUCGGCGAGGUACUUGCAGUCUGUGUUGUCUCUGAAAAAAGCCUUGUCGAAACUGCAAGAAUGCGGGAGCUCGGUGGCCAGCAUGGUGCCGUUCUCCUCGCAAAUCUCCACAUUGUACAGCAAGGGGCUGGCCUUGUUGAAGAAGAUUCUCCUCUUCGAGCAAAUCAAGGGCUUGCUCCCCGUCACCUUCGUGUCCAACAUGUUCCGCAAGGCGUUCGAGGUGGUCAACAAUUUGCGGGUCACGAUCCAAAGCGCGAUGUUGGCCGCCGGAGGUAAGGUGCUCCACGGCAUGAUGGACGUGAAGGACUUUGUGUUGGAACGGGUCUCGCAAGUGUGCUCGAUUUUGUACUCGGCGCAGCAGCAGGCGUUCACUGCCGUGUACAACAUGUCACUCGACGCAGCCAUCACCGCGGACAGAAUGUAAGGGACUACUUUCGCUUUAGUUUGUUGUAUUGUAGGAGCACAAUAAAUUCACACACGACCACUGAAUCGAUAAAAUAGAUAGUGCCGGUUUUCUUCCAAUUCUACCUAAUUGAGUUUGUUGACGGGUUGAAGGGUGUGCCGCUUUUGUUCAUUCUGGGGGGGGGGGGUGUCGUUUGUUUGUCCCAAGACCAAGAGCGAAUGAUCAACUAACAUCACCAAAAAACUCAACUCACAGAUUCGGUGUGAUGAAACUAGCGGAGAUUCUGUUUCGCCGCGCGAAGGUCGCGGACAAGUAUGCCCUCGGAAUGGGGACCGCCAUCGUCGGAAAGGGCCUCGCGCUCGAUAGGUGCAUAACGGGCGGAAAAGCCAAGAACCUCGUUGUCAACGCAUUGGAAGACUACGAGCUGCGUGGCGGGCGAGCCUUGCAAUUUAUUUCAGACGAGACAACAAGCGGAAACGAUUUAAAUGAAGGUGAGGAGACUUCUGACAAAGGCGAAGGUAGAGAAACGAAUAAGAAUAAACUGCCGAAUCUUCUAGUGUGAAAGUAAAAAUACAAAUAGCUGGUUAUCUCGCGCUAAAAAAAUUAUACAGUGGUCAUUUUCAUAAUUUCUACGCUCUUUGACGUUUUGGUUUUGCAAUGUUCCUCGCUUUUUAUUUUUCCAUUACACGCAGCUGCUGCUGCUGGUGAUGAAUCUGUAGCAGACGAAGCACCGACUUACUUUACUUCAUUCAUUUUCCAUCCUACCCACUGUCUACAGUAAUCAAUGUGCAUCCAUUUUCCCGUGUCUUGAAUCGACCCGCGAGUUCGUAUCGUGCUCGCGGUGCAGCUACUCGAGAACAUCUAAGUAGCAGACUUGUAGUUCUUUACAAGAAAACGUGUGUGAAGUAAAUGUUAAAGUUUUCGUUUACUCGUCGAGCACCAUCGUAUUUCUGAGGUUGCGCAGUGUCAGUCAUCACUAACCCUUCCGGGCUCCCCGGCCCUUUUCAAUGAAGAAAGUAUAGCUUUUUCUGCGAAAGGAUACCUGAGCUGUUUGAUGUUUUUUUCUUGUUGUUGAACGGAAUUUGUGCCUAAUCUAUAAUCUAAGUGCCUUAGCUUAGACUCGAUACCGAGAAUUUCGGACGACGCAAAACAAGACUUUUCGUAGUAGUCACUACUACAGUUCGCUUCAUUUUCCUUGACACAGUUUCUGCCAGUAAUGGCUUUUUUAUCGAACGCUUUUAGUUUUAUUUUCCACCUUCAAGCAUAGCCUCAUAACAAGUCCGAAAAAACCUAGCCUCAUAACAGCUGCGCCCCUAAGGUAUAGAUCAACUGUUCGUCAUAGAGGAUCGGCGUUCAGCUGCUCUCGGGCUGGAGGAGGGAGUAGCACGCAGCAGUCCGCUAAAGGGCACACUGCCAACAUCAUCAUCAUAGCCACUAACGCCAGCGCUGUACUGCUCUGUGUAUCACUUUCGCGAGCGUUUGCGACAGGCGAGUCGCCCAUAUUUUCUUCGCGAAUAUGACUCAAGUGGUUCUGAUAUUGGUGUGUAUUUGUGCCACCUAUUCACGCAUCAACUUCAACACGCCAUCGUUUGUAUGUACGCACGUUUAAUACGCAGCUAAAGCUUAUCGCUUGCAGCUAUUAAUUAGGAGGUAGUAACCAUUGGAUUUUUAUUCAACACUCUACAUCAAUCUGAGUUUGCUGUAACCGCGGCACCAGAUAUGUUGCCCGGCAGAUAACCACGCACCACCAACGCGCACCACCAUGUUGAAUUUUUCUAUAGCAAGCAAAGUCAGG